AUGGCACCCAGCUUUUUUGGAAGUAGCAGCAGGGAGACGAGCAGUAGCGUCAAGUACUUCGAGAUUAGGCUUAAUGAGAGCAACCUGAUCCUCCGAGGAACCGAAUACGAAGCCUCCAGUGUUGUCCUCAAAGGAUCGCUGGUCCUCUGCCUUUCCGAACCAAUACGCAUACAAGGGAUAAGAUUGCGCUUCACGGGCGAGAGGCGUCUUGGCUGGUUCCAGCCGAGCGGCUCCGGAGCGAGCUCCAUCAAGUACGAAGAGGAAUUUUUACGACGUACAUGGGACUUCCAAAAUAAUGGCAAACGAUCUUCCGAAACGCUCCCAGCUGGAAACUACGAAUACCCGUUUGACAUGAUCCUACCAGGUUCGACGCCAGAGAGCGUCGAGGGAUUGACAGAAACGUGGCUUGUAUAUCGCAUGAAAGCUACAAUAGAACGAGGCAUGUUGCAGCAGAACUCGGUGGCUCGGAAGCAAGUUCGCAUCAUUCGAACACUCGACACAGGGGCUCUCGAGCUCGCCCAUGCAAUGUCCGUUGAAAACGUGUGGCCGGCUAAGGUCAACUACUCUCUCAGUACACCUACAAAAGCUGUGAUCUUUGGCACGACCGUUCAAGUCGACUUCAGAUUGAUACCUCUGCUGAAAGGACUGAAGAUUGGGAAGAUAACCACAGAAUUGAACGAGAGACAGGAGAUGACCAUAAAGGGGCCCCGAACACCCAGGAAAUGUCGUGAAAUCAUUCGACUUAUUGCAAAAGAUGAGCAUCGUCUCCCGGAUGAUGUCGAGGCCGAGAACAUCGGAGGACAGGAGGGAUACCUAUUUUCCAGGACCCUUGCUAUACCACAAAGCUUAAGGAAAUGUCUUCAAUCGGUCGAUGCCCUUGGGAUCAAGAUUCGACAUAAUUUGAAUUUCAAUGUUCAGAUGCAUAAUCCGGAUGGUCACGUAUCAGAACUACAUGCAACACUUCCCUUGUUCAUCUUCAUCUCUCCAAACAUGCCCAUUGACGAUAACAACAAUCUGGUACACCAAGGGCCACAAACUAUGAGUGCUUCCGCAGCUUUGGAUGAUCUUACCCCACCACAGUACGGGGAACAUCAAUUCGAUCAACUCUACAGCGACAUCGAUCCGAGCGGCUACAUGACACCUGCUGGAGCUGCCAGUGGAAGGGCCACUCCUUUCCAGUCACGAAGUCGAAGCGUCUCAACCGAGAACCUGGCAUCGAUGGACGGAGUUGCAGCCAGUGAUUUCGGCGCAAGCGUACUACAGUCUCGUCUGAGCAAUCUAGAUGUAGCGGGCUCCAAUCGAGGUGCGAGAGACCGCUCGCAAUUGUCGACUUCCGGCGACGGUACAGAACCUGGUUCCUUCGAGACUGCGAGGACGGAUGACGCCGGUACACUACAAAGCUCUCUCCCUCGCGGCGGCUACUUUUUGGGUGGACAUAGUCCCAGCACUAGCGCCCCGGUCUCCCGACGAGUUUCGGAAGAGGAUGAAGUGACUUCUGGUCCAGUGACACCUCAGCACAUCGAAUACAGCGCGGAAAGCCUGGCAAAGGUUCCAAGCUACACGACAGCGUUACAAUCCAAUCCCAGAACCCUGGUCAACGAUGGUCUACCGACGUAUCAAAGUGCUAUCUGUACACCCCGAAUCUCACCAGCAAUGCCACAGGCGCCAAGUCGCAUUCACAUUCAUCAAGCUACGAGAGAGCCUUAA
Molecule: messenger RNA, 1707 nt
Organism: Letharia columbiana
Lineage: Eukaryota; Fungi; Ascomycota; Lecanoromycetes; Lecanorales; Parmeliaceae
Exons: 5
Coding region: 1-1707 (568 amino acids)
Biological process (GO): ubiquitin-dependent endocytosis
Cellular component (GO): cytosol; plasma membrane; cytoplasm
Molecular function (GO): ubiquitin protein ligase binding; protein-macromolecule adaptor activity
Source: RefSeq, a predicted model, not a curated record